Molecule: messenger RNA, 3839 nt
Organism: Prosopis cineraria
Lineage: Eukaryota; Viridiplantae; Streptophyta; Magnoliopsida; Fabales; Fabaceae
Exons: 7
Coding region: 905-3694 (929 amino acids)
Source: RefSeq, a predicted model, not a curated record
UACGCUCUUUGACACUGCAAUCUUUACCAUUGUUGACUGGUUUCUACACAAAUGACAAAAUGAUUCCAAUCUCUCAAAUGGAGGAAAAUCGAUUGUUAAAUAUAGAGCCUAAAGAAAAAAGCACUAAAAGAGAGCAGGCUGUCGCUGCUUGUCUGGAUCUUCUACUCUUUAAUGCAAAGGUUUCACUUCCCAAGCUAGAAAGCUUGGAGUUGUCUUCAAUCAACAUCAAGAAGGUAUGGGGUGACCAACCUUUGCCAAGCCCCUGCUUUCAAAAUCUGAUGAAAUUGAAUGUGGAAGACUGUGGUAGUUUGAAGUAUUUAUUUUCAACCUCAAUAGCUGGAAGUUUGUUGAAAUUGCAAAGCCUUUCUGUAAGAAGAUGUGAUAUGAUGAAGAGUAUGUUCCUUUCAGAUGACAUUAGCAUGAAUGAAGCAAGGAUGGAAGCUGAUGUCUUCUCUCAAUUGAAGAAAAUUGAAAUCACCAAUAUGGAGGAAUUGGCAACCAUAUGGCCUGCCAAAUCUUGCAUUCAUUCUUUUUGCAGUUUAGAAAGUGUGAUUAUUAAAAGCUGCGACAAACUUGUCUCUAUUUUUCCUCCUUCCAUGAUAGGAAGAGUUCAUAACCUUGUCAGGUUAGAUGUUCAAAAUUGCAAGUUAGUGAAAGAGAUAUUUGACCUUCAGCUUACACCACAAAUAAGUGGUGGGAACGAAACAAGCUUACGUGAUUUCAUUUGCAAGCACUUCCAGAAUUGAAGCAUGUGUGGAGUAGAGAUCCUCAAGGAAUUCUUAACUUCAAAAAUCUGCAGAAGUUUUCUGUCUUCUUUUGCCCAAUCUUGGAAAAUCUCUUUCCAUUUUCUGUUGCCAUUGAUCUUUUGAAUUUGGAGCACAUUACCAUACUUUCUUGUAGGGGCAUGAAGGAAAUUGUAACCAAGGAUGAAGAUGCAUCAAACAGAUGCAACUUUGUAUUCAAGUUUCCUAAGCUAACCACACUUUCAUUACAACUUCUACCAGAACUAAGGGGUUUCUAUCAAGAAACACAUGCUGUAGAGCUCCAAGCAUUGACUUCUUUGUAUCUGCGUGGUUGCUACAAGCUGGAAGUAUUAACACCUUAUUCAGAAGUGAAACCGAUUCUCUCAGCUUUUGUAAAGGUGCUAUCCAACUUGAAAGUCUUGGCAGUGGGCCCAAAGGAAAUGAAGUGGUUGCAGGACUCCAUUGGCAAUAAUGUUUAUCAAAUGCGCAAUAUAAAGCAACUUAUUCUUGAUGGAUUGAGCAGUAUCGACAUUCUCUUUUGGUUUCUUUACAGGACUCCUAAUCUAGAAAUCCUAUAUUUGUGGAACUCUGCUAUCAAAGAGAUGAUGGAAAAUGAAAAAAAUGUCUCCGUUCAGAAAAUUGGAACUGUUGUACAACUUAAGCAAUUGAGAUUAUCAAUUUCAUAUCUUCCACAGAAUAUGGGCCUUGAAAAUAACCCUAUUCUUCCAAGGGUUGAGCGGCUAUACAUAGAGAAAUGUCAUCACUUGAUUAACUUAUUGCCUUCCUCCAUAUCAUUCACUCAUUUGUCACAUAUUGACGUUAGAUAUUGUUUUAAAUUAAAAAACUUAAUGUCAUCUUCAACUGCAAAAUCCUUGGUUCAGCUAACCAUUGUCGAGGUUGCUCAAUGUGCUAUGAUGGAGGAAAUUGUCACAGUGGGGGAUAAUGAAGAAGACAAAGAAGAUGAGAUUGUUUUUGGCAAAUUGAAAAUUUUAAAACUUGUAGAUUUAAGAAAUCUUACAAGUUUCUGCAAUAAUUCCAAGAACAAACUUGUCUUCAGGUUGCCAGCUCUUGAAAGGCUGAUAGUAACUGGCUGCUGGAAGUUGGAUAAAUUUUACGAGAAAAUUAUAAUCACACCAAAGUUGGAGAAAGUUAAUAUUGUAGAAGGAGAAGGGAGAGAGAUCUGGUACUGGGAAGGUGAUUUGAAUGCCACAAUUCAAAAGAUUUUUAUUGAUAAGGUUCAUUUUGAACACGCUAAACAAUUUGAACUUUCUUGUCAUUCUGAAUUACAAGAACUAUGGCAAGGCAAAGUUUCUCCACCAGAUAGCUACUUCAACAAUCUAAAAUCGUUGACAGCAAAUAACUGUUUCUUUCUAUCAGAAGUAUUUCCUUCUAGGUUACUUUCUUACUUCAAGAACUUGGAGGAGUUGCAAGUACAUUUUAGUCCAGUGAAGGUUAUUUUUGAUAUAGAUGACAAGAAGUUGACAGAAAUUAAUAGACAGUCCUUUAAGUUGAAAAGAGUGAAUUUACAUGGCCUGCCAAAUUUGAAGUGUGUAUGGAGCAAAGAUCCUCGGAGAUUUAUUAGUUUUCUAAAUCUACAAGAAAUCAUUGUUACUUCUUGUGUGGAUAUAAAAACUCUUUUUCCAGCAUCUCUGGCAGGAAGUCUUUUAAAACUCAAGACACUUGAAGUCAGCCGAUGUAAUGCAAUGGAAGAAAUUUUUGGAAGGGAAGAAGCAGAAGCAGAAGCAAAAGCAGAUGAAGCUAGAAGAAAAUUUGAAUUCCAUAAUUUAGCCUCAUUGAUUUUGUAUAAUUUGCCACGCCUUGAGUGCUUCUAUCCUGGAAGAUACACUCUGGACUGUCCCAACAUCAAUAGGCUGCAUGUGCAUGAUUGUAAUAAGUUGGAUACAUUUGCAUCAGAUUUUCAAAGUCACCAGGGAGCAGUUGGAUAUGAGGAUGAAGCUAGCAUUUCAAUUAGAAGACAACCUCUUUUCUCAUUCAGAAAGGUUAUUCCGAAUUUGGAAAAUUUGACACUCACUGUGAGAGACAUGACGAUGUUUUCUCUUGAAAAUUUUCCUGAUAACCUAUUUUUCAAAUUAAAAUAUCUGGAGCUGUACUUCGGUGAUUCUUUUGAAGGAGGAGCUACUUUGCCUUUUGGAUUGUUACAGAAGGUACCUCAUAUGAAGAGUCUCUCCAUAAGAAAUUUCAAUGCACUGAAUGAGUUGUUCCCCACUCAAAGACCUGAAGAUAUUGAUUAUAUCAUUAGUGCACUUGCACAAGUAAGAGCAUUAUACCUACAUUCAUUGGUUUUACUCUCUUCCAUUGGGUUAGAUAACCCCUCGUUGGAUCCAGUUGGUAAGAAUUUGGAAGCCUUGGAAGUAAAUGACUGUCCUCAUUUGACUGUUCUAAUGCAUUCUUCUGCAGUACCAUGUUAUAAUUUGAAGGAAUUGACAAUCAGACGAUGUCAUGGGCUAGGCUCUCUGUUCACAUCCUUAGUAGCAGAAAGUUUGGUGCACCUUGAGAAGCUUAUUGUACAUGAGUGUAUGUCAAUAGAACAGAUAGUGACCCAUGAGACUGAUGAAUCAAUUUCAGAUGAGAUAAUAUUUGAAAAGCUUGUAUACUUAGGUCUCUUUAAUUUACCAAGACUGGCGAGUUUCUAUUCAGGAAAUAUCACUUUACAAAUCUCAUUUUUGAGAAUAGCAAGCAUACAACAAUGCCCAAGGAUGAAAUGUUUCUCUCAAGGAGACGUUAGGGCUCCCAACUUUGAAGGAAUACAAGUUUCACCAGACAAAUAUGAUCUACACAGCUACAUGGAUCUCAACACCACUGUGCACGAGUUGUUCCAUGAGAAGCAUUUUAUAAGUUGCAUGCAACAUUUGAAGCUUGGAGAAUACCCUGAGUUAAAAGAGAUAUGGGAUGGAGCAAUGCAAGUCCCUUAUGGAGGUUCAGAAUGUUGAAGACUUUGAUAGUUGAUGGGUGCCAAUUUUUAUCACUUGUUAUACCUCUUCAUUUGCUUCGCUUCCUGAGUAACUUGGAAGGAUUACAGGUGCAAAACUGUAAUUAUGUAAAGACAAUAUUUGAUGUUAGAUCCACAUCCUUGCC